ACAACUGUGAUCAAAGAUUUACCUUUAAGACAACUAACAAAAGAGAGUAGAAAUUCAGCCCAAGGCAGCAGCCAAAGGAAAGCAUGAAGCGUGGGAAACUCUUGGCUCCCCCAUCAGACAAAAGCAGCCCCCUAAGAACGCCCAAAAGAACCCAUGAAUGCUCAGAGUGUGGGAAAUUCUUUGCUCGCAGAUCCUUCCUUUUGACCCACAGGAAGGUCCACGUGGGAAGUGGAUCCAGUCAAGGUUUGAAGGGUGAGAAAUUUUUCUCUGGGAAAAACAAUCUUAGAAGCUUCCCUAGACUAAAACCCUAUAAAUGUGAGGAUUGUGACUUAUGCUUUAGUCGAAAGUCAGACCUUCUUACACAUCAGAAAAUCCACACUGGAGAGAAACCUUAUCAAUGUCUGGAAUGUGGGAAAUCUUUCCGUAGAAAAGCCACACUCAGAAGCCACGAGAGAAUUCACACAGGGGAGAAACCUUACAAGUGUUGGGAAUGUGGGAAGAACUUUUCUCAGAAAUCAAAUCUUUUGACCCAUGAAAAAAUUCAUGCAGGAAUAAAACCUUACAAGUGCUUUGAGUGUGGAAAAUAUUUCACCCAGAGUUCAAGUCUUCAUAGUCAUGAGAAAACACACCGAGGAGAGAAAAACGAAAAGUGCCUUGAAUGUGGGAAAUGUUUUACCCGGAAAUCAACACUGGUGCUACAUCAGAGACGUCACAUUGGAGAGAGACCCUAUGAAUGCCCAGAAUGUGAGAAACGAUUUAUGUAUUCUCGUGAACUUCAAACACACCAGAAGUGGCACAAAGGGGACCUACCCCAUAAAUGUGGGGAGUGUGGGAAAAGUUUUAUUUCACCAACCCAAGUUCAGAUUCACCAGAGAAUCCAUACGGGGGAGAAACCCUACAAAUGUGGGGAGUGUGGAAAGUGCUUUUCCCAAAAACAACACCUUGGACGCCAUCAAAGGGUCCACACAGGAGAGAAGCCAUACAGAUGUGUACAAUGUGGAAAAUCUUUUGCUUCUCAUGGAGGCCUUUGGAGCCAUCAUAGAACCCACACAGGGGAGAAGCCACAUCAAUGCAACGACUGUGGAAGAUUUUAUCGUACCUCACCAGCCCUUAGAAGUCAUGUGAAAAUUCACACAGGGGAAAAAAACUACAAAUGUUUAGAUUGUGGGAGAACAUUUGCUCAUUCAGGUUCCCUUAGAAGUCACAGCCGAAUCCAUACCGGAGAGAAACCCCACAAAUGCUCAGAGUGCGAUAAAUGUUUUUCUCGGAAAUAUUGUCUUGUGAUGCAUCAGCGAAUCCACACUGGAAAGAAACCCUAUAAAUGUUUGGAGUGUGGGAAACGUUUUUUCCAUCCUUCAACACUUCGUGUGCACACCCGAAGUCACACAGGAGAGUAGCCUCACACGUGCGCGGAGUGUGAGAAACCUUUUCAUAGAAAAUCAAAGCAAAAAAAGCACGGAAAAGUCUAUAGCAGAGAUAAAUCUCUUCAGCUGUGAAAAACAUUGGGAUCACUUUUUCAACACAUCUUAACGUUUACCAAGAAUUUUACACAGUGACAAGUAAAAUCCUAUAAUUAUUUGGUGUGAGUAAAUGUUUUUUCCUACUGAAGUAACCUCAAAUCCCAUCAGAGGACACAAUGAGGCAAAAGGGUGUAAAUGUUGGGAAUGAGAAUAUUUUACUCACAAAUCCACAUUAUAAACUUACCGGAGUAAUUACACAAAAUAGUUUAUAAGUAUGUGGGGAGUUGAUAAAAUGCUUCGCAGACUACAGGACAUCCUUGACCUAUGACCACAACUUGGAAUGGAUUUCCGCCUGUCAUAAGUUCCUUCAGUCGUAAGUCAAGGAACCAGGUAUUUCUCUUAAUUUUCACUAGACUUUGUUGAUCAAUGAGGAGAAGUGAAAAUUUAGAAAGGAGAAAAUGGGGUGAAGAGCGGAAUGAAUCUGGUUGGUUAUUCAGUGAUAAAGUUUUGUUGUUGAAUCUGCUGGCUGAGGAUGAAGAGGGAAAGUUUCUUUUUCCUUUUAUAUUUUUGGAAGGAAUUUUUUUCAUUGUCUUUUUCAUAGAUUCAUACACGAAUACUUGUACUAACUUUCUUUCUGCGCAUAUAAUCCUGAAUAAAAGUAUUUGUUAAAAUAAUCAAGAGGCCCUUUUUCAGGAGAUGGACUGGGUGGCUCAAAACAGACAAGAUGGCAGUAGGGGUGAAAU
Ahaetulla prasina is the source of this 2203-nucleotide messenger RNA. Its product is annotated as zinc finger protein OZF-like. The coding region runs from base 84 to 1397 and encodes 437 amino acids. Lineage: Eukaryota; Metazoa; Chordata; Lepidosauria; Squamata; Colubridae. The record is from RefSeq and is a predicted model, not a curated record. The transcript has a single exon. Gene Ontology annotation, molecular function: DNA-binding transcription activator activity, RNA polymerase II-specific; RNA polymerase II cis-regulatory region sequence-specific DNA binding. Gene Ontology annotation, cellular component: nucleus. Gene Ontology annotation, biological process: regulation of transcription by RNA polymerase II.